Messenger RNA from Paramecium sonneborni, 2168 nucleotides. The record is from the annotation of a GenBank genome assembly. NCBI's taxonomy places the organism in Eukaryota, Ciliophora, Oligohymenophorea, Peniculida, Parameciidae.
AUUAUGUCAAAGUUUAAAGAUUAGGCUACAUCAUCUUAAACAGGAUGCGGUUGCUUUGGCAGUUCCAAAUAAAAAAAUAUGUAUAAAUUCAUUUUUAUUUUAGGAUUAAGUUCUCUCACAUUGAAGUAGAUGAGGAGAUUGUAUCUGCAUCUAUUAUCUUGGAAAUGAUCUAUAGAGGUUAAAAUGUAGAAUUAGCGUUGUCUCGUUGUAGACUUAACCCUAAUUUGGUCUUACUAUAAUUUAGGGAUGAUUUAGAAUACUUUAUUCCACAACUAAUCAACCAAAUUUUAAUCAAAUAACUUGAUUAUGUGCUUCAGUUUAUUAUUAAGGCUGCUGAAGUGGAUUUCUUUUUUGCUCACACAUUCUUUUUUGCCUGGAGAUCCAUUAUUAAUGAUUUCAAUCCUGAAAAUGAAAAUUAUUUAAAGCUUUAUUUCUCAAAAUUAGAUCGAGUUUACAAAAAGACUCUAUUAAUUGCUGCUUACUUUGAGAACCAUUAAUUUAACGAUGGCAUAGAGUAACAAGUUUCUAAAGGAAUGCCUAUUGCACAAUAAGUAAAUAAGUUACCUGACAGAAUCCAAGAAUAUGGUACUCUGUUUUACUCUAAUCAUGUUUAUAAUGAUACAUUAAAUCUAGAUAAUUAUGAAUCAAUUUUUAGAUAAGCUAAAUCAUCAGGAUUUUGUUCAACGAUAGAUUUCUGGGAUGAUAUUAUUUAUAUUUCCUAAAAGUAAUUAAAUUACUAAGUUUUAUAGUUUGCAUUUGGCAAAUCCUAAAAUAAUUUCUCUUAAAGCGGAUAUUCAAAAAAUAAAUAGAAAUUUACCAGCUGCAGUUUAUAUCCCAUUUUAAGGAGUUAGAAAUUAUGUAGUACUUAAUAUAGUUGUUGAUGAAUGCAGAGUAUUUCCUACAAAAUGCAGAUCUCCAUUUUAUUUGUGUUUAGAAAUUUAUAGACCUGAAGAAGAAGCUGAAUUAAUUCCAAAUCCUUUAAGAAAUAGUCGAAUGUCUCUUCCAAAAACAGUAGGAAAAAUGGAUAAUAAGAACAAUAGUGAAAAUAAUGAAACUUCAGAUUGUACAAGGAAUAGACCUACAUAUCUUUGUAAAAUAGUUGAAGCUGAGGUAGAUGCUGAAGAAGGUAGGGAUGAUUUAUCAUAAUUCAGCAAUAUCUUGAGAGAUAAUGAAGUCACGCAUUCAUACUAUGAAGAUUUGAAUAAUCUAGUAUCAACAUAAAAUAAUACAGGAAAAUAAUUAAAUAAAAUGUCAAGGAAAGAAUUAACGGAUUCUAUUUAUGGUUGUGACAAUUCAGAUAAAAUUAGGAGUAAUUCUCCAUUUAGAAAUUUCAAGACAUGGAAAUUAGUACAACUUAUUGUUAAAUCUGGGGAUGAUUUGAGGUAAGAAUAAUUUGCUAUGCAAUUAAUAUCAACAUUUGAUCAGAUAUUCAAAAUAGAGUAACUGAAACUAUAAAUUACGACAUAUGAAGUUAUAUCAUUAGGACCUGGUUAUGGUUUAAUUGAAGUAGUAAAGGAUGCUCUAUCAAUUGAUUCUAUAAAAAAGAAACUUAAUGAUAUUUUACAAAUAAAAUGUUUGAGUUAAUAUUUUAAGUAAUUAAUUUUAAUAAUUAGAUUAAAUUCAUCAUAAGCUAUGCUAUCUAAUUUUUUAAAUAGUUUAGUAGCUUACAGUUUGGUUUGUUAUUUUUUAUAAAUCAAGGAUAGACAUAAUGGAAAUAUUUUAUUACAUAGAGAUGGUUAUAUAAUUCACAUAGAUUUUGGAUUUUUUUUGUCAAGUGCCCCAAAAGGUAAUUUAGAAAAAGAAGUGCCUUUUAAGAUGACAGAAGAAUAUGUUGAUAUAUUAGGAGGAUAUGAUUCUAAUUUGUUUAAGAGAUUUAGAAAAAUGUUUUUUGAAGGAUUCAAGGCAAUUAGAAAACAUAAAGAGAAAAUUUUAUUGUUGGUUAAAAUGAUGGAGAAUUCCAAUUUAAAUUGUUUUAAAGAAAAAACUUUAACUGAUUUAGAGAGGAGAUUCUUACAAGAUAAUCUCUCUGAAACAUAAUUAUAUGUUUAAUGCUAAAAGUAUAUAUUUCUCUAUAUAAUAAUUAAAGAUUAAUUGAUUUGAGUAGAGGAAAUUGGAGGGCUAAUUGGUAUGACAAAUAUUAAUACUAUUUUUAAGGAAUCAUGUAUUGA